UGGUUUGCUCUUUAUUAUUGUCAUUUACAUUACUGCAAAUCUUCUUACUGCUUUAGUUCCUUAUUACUCUUAUUGCGCAACUUCAAGAAUACGCCUUCAAGUUAAAUUUCUCAAGUUUCGUUCUUAACGUACGAAAGAUUUUGAUUAAAAUCGAAGUUUUUAUCCGCUGCACUAAUUCACCCCCCCCCUCUUAGUGCCGCUCCGAUCCUAACAAGUGGUAUCAGAGCGAGGUUAUCUCUCAUAUUUGGUUUAAUACCCAAGAGAGAUGGCUUAUUCCGGCAUGCAAGAGGGCCAUUCUAUUGCACGACCACCUUUGUUUAAUGGGUCGGAUUACACAUAUUGGAAGACUCGCAUGAGGAUCUUCCUCAUUUCUAUGGACUUUGAGCUUUGGUCUAUUGUUGAGAAUGGAUUUCAAAAAUCUUCUCUUCCGAUGAGUGAAUGGAAUGAAUCGGAGAAGAAGGUUUUUGCUUUAAAUGCAAAGGCUAUGAAUGCCUUGUUUUGUGCAUUAGACAAAAACGAAUUUAAUCGUGUUUCAAUGUGUGAUUCGGCUUUUGAUAUUUGGAGAACUCUUGAGGUCACUCAUGAAGGCACUAGCCGAGUGAAAGAGUCCAAAAUCAACAUCCUUGUGCACUCUUACGAACUUUUCCGAAUGAAAUCAAGUGAGUCCAUCGGAGACAUGUACACCCGGUUUACGGAUGUCAUCAAUGGACUCAAAGCUCUUGGUAAAGAUUUUACUAACUUUGAACUAGUAACUAAAAUCUUAAGAUCCCUCCCUAAAAGUUGGGAUCCAAAAGUUACGGCCAUUCAAGAGGCCAAAGACCUUAAAGCAUUCCCUCUUGAAGAACUCAUUGGGUCUCUAAUGACCUAC
This is a messenger RNA of Musa acuminata AAA Group (dessert banana), 868 nucleotides long. RefSeq lists its product as uncharacterized. NCBI's taxonomy places the organism in Eukaryota, Viridiplantae, Streptophyta, Magnoliopsida, Zingiberales, Musaceae. The transcript has a single exon. The record is from RefSeq and is a predicted model, not a curated record. The annotation marks the transcript as partial.